CUAUCAUCUGCUUUAGCUUAUAAACACAAAACAAGCUUUAGCACCAAAUCAUUGAUUAUUUUAUUAAUACUAGUACUAAUACAACAUGGCCAGUACUUCUCUAACAGCAUUUCAUUUAUAAUUUUCAUCUUCUCUUCCUUCCUCCAUUAUUAUUUUUGUUUGUUUAUUUGUCAUCAAGAUUAAUGGCUGUGAGACACUCUCCUUUGGUUCCUUUCCUAGUUUGGAAAUCAUCUUCAACAAAAAAGGAAAGGCCUUCAGAAAGAGUGCUGGUGCGUUCAAGCAAUCACAAAUCUUCAAUCAAAUUAGCUAGAGAUACCACUAGUCCUCUUCAGAUCGGAUCACCUUCCAACCAAAAGCUUAAGGUAUUUGAAGAUCAGUCAACGGGCAUAGUUUGUUAUAGAGACGCGAAUGGAGAGAUCACUUGUGAAGGAUAUGAUGAAGGUCCUCGUUUCUGCCAGCAAUUGCCAAGGUUUUCUUCUAAUUCAAGAGAUGAAGAAAUUAUAGAGCUCCUCCAAAGAUGCUGGCUUCAUAUAGCUGAUUCUGCUGAGUUCAAUUAGAUUCUUGUGAAUUCUCAGCUCAUUCUCCUGCUAUAUCACCACUUUCAUACUUCUGACAAUAAAACAGGGAUCGCUUAUUUCAGUGUCGAAGCUUAAUGAGAAUUAAUUUUCCCAUUUCAA
Molecule: messenger RNA, 677 nt
Organism: Nicotiana tabacum (common tobacco)
Lineage: Eukaryota; Viridiplantae; Streptophyta; Magnoliopsida; Solanales; Solanaceae
Source: RefSeq, a predicted model, not a curated record